Messenger RNA from Paramacrobiotus metropolitanus, 2082 nucleotides. Its product is annotated as tyrosine-protein phosphatase non-receptor type 1-like. NCBI's taxonomy places the organism in Eukaryota, Metazoa, Tardigrada, Eutardigrada, Parachela, Macrobiotidae. Gene Ontology annotation, biological process: protein dephosphorylation. The record is from RefSeq and is a predicted model, not a curated record. Gene Ontology annotation, molecular function: protein tyrosine phosphatase activity. Bases 376 to 1839 code for a protein of 487 amino acids. The transcript is spliced from 8 exons.
AAAAAUACCGAGCGGAACUUUGGUUUUCAAGGCUGCAGGCUUUAGUUCUGAAUUGAAGUCAAACUGAGUCUUUUGUAUUUUUUCCAGAAAUCCUAGCGAAAACAUUUUGGAACCAUGUGGUUGAUUCGAAAGCUUUGAAUUAGCGAGAAGCCUUCAUUUGAUACAAAAAUUUGUUUUUGACGUGAAUUUUCGAUGAUGCACAGGACUGUUAAUUCGGCCAUGACUUGUGCACUUACCUGCUGUUGUCGACAACACUGAUUAUGCCACUAGCAGGGAUCAGACAUGCAGCGUGUUUAAUUGCAUCGACCUUGCACUUCAGUUGGGAUUAGGUUUCCAUCUUUCAAAAUCAUUAUUUCAGGAAUUAUUGUGCUUUAUAUGCUGCCUGCUUCUGGAGCCAACAUGCCAUCUCUGGAAGAGGAGUUUGAGGAGAUAGAUAAGGCCAGUUCGUGGCAUAAACUGUUCCAAGCAUUACGGAACAAAAGUGGCAAACAUACUCCAGAAUUCAGUAUAAACGAAUCGAAGAAACCGGAAAGUUUAAACCGCAACCGCUUCAAAGAUGUACUGCCUUAUGAUCGCACAAGGGUUCUGCUGCGACCUUGUCAGAAAGGAUCGGAUUACAUAAAUGCCAGCUAUGUUAAAGUCCCUUCAGCGCGCCGGUCUUACAUAUGCGCUCAGGGUCCACUUCCGGCCACCAGUGUCCACUUUUGGGAAAUGGUUUGGCACGAGAACGUCUCCGUAGUUGUGAUGCUAAAUAACUUGAUUGAGAAAGGCAUGCCGACCUGUGCAACGUAUUGGCCAGAGACAGAAGGAAGCUCGAUAAGUUUUCCAGAUGACUAUGGCUGCCACACGUUUACUUUAACGCUGACAAAAGAAAUCACCAAUCCCGUAUUUAUCACCCGUACAGUCAAUGUACGGUAUCGAUCUACGGAUGGCUCUACCUCGAAAGAACGAGUUCUGCAGCAGUUUCACUUUAUUCAUUGGCCGGAUUUCGGUGUGCCCCAGUGUCCCGAUGAAUUUCUUGACUUCCUGACGGCAGUUAGACAGUCAGGCUGCUUCGACGUAGAUGUGAACAAGGAGGAAGCCAAUCCUGUUGUUGUGCACUGCACAGCUGGUAUUGGCCGAACAGGAACGUUCGUUCUCGUGGAUGUUUGCUUGGCCCUGUUAUCACUAUAUCGGGUCGUGGAUAUUCCUUCUCAGUUAGUGGAGCUACGUAACAUGCGUAUGGGAAUGGUGCAGACGCCAGAACAACUACGCUUUUGUUAUCAAGCAAUAAUGCGUGGGAAACAGCGCGCCUUAUUGGAUACACCAUCGCCAGCCGUGGCGACAUCCAAACAACGCCCCGACAAAUUAGAGUUGAAGCCAGUGGCUCCUCCUCAGAUGUCACCUUCUUGCUCAGAUUCUCAGCUUCCCGCUUCGCCAAAAUCGCCGCGCCGUGAACUGCUCCGCCAGGAUGGUCGUACUCCGUCACUCGAUCAGCUGGAGAAGCAGAAGGAACAGAACCGGAAACGCAAAUAUGAGGGCAUGAACGGUGAUGUCCCGUUGGUGGACGAAGAAUCUCAACUGUUAGACGGAGCUCUGGGCGGUACAGCAAGCCCGGCCAUUGUUAUUAACGGUAUUAACCCGGGAUUCGCUGAACAGCAGAAAAGGGAUGCCGAAAUCCGUCACAGACGGAUACAACAUAAUGAGCAGCUGAAGGAAAAAAUUAAAAUCAUACAGCAACACCAACAACACCCUCCCAACGGAUUGUCAGCAUGGAAAGCCUGGAUGAUUAAACUGGCAAUUGCCGGCUGUGGUCUAGCGGCUGUAUGGGUUUUAUAUCGCACUCGUGUCAGCUCGUAAUUCUUUAUACAGUUUGACUCGUUUGCAGUUGCCCAAUGCAGUUGGCACUCUGUUUUUGUUAGACAUUUGUACCGAAGAGUCACAGAUUUCAGCACGGUUGUUUACACGAGCGGGUUGGCUUCGUUAUACAUAGUUGAUUGUAUUUUCUUAACUGGAAAAGUCGGCUUUUUAUUCUUAUUUUUGCGCCAUGUAUGUACAAGUAGGCUAGAAGAGGGACAAGUGGAAAUAAAAACUGAUUUUUGA